GAAUCUACAGGUGGGUAAUGUUUGUAGCAGUGGGGCUUGUCACCAUGUGAUUGCAUGUGGUGUGUCUCCUCCAAGUAGACCCCCUCUGCUCCAAUGCUUCACCAUGAUACAUCCCACACUUACUUCUCCAUGAAGGUGCAACAUCUUCUUCUUGCUGGUUCAUUUCUCUUCUCUGCACUCUGAUCACUUGGUAGCUGUUUCCUAACUCUGAUACCUACACAAUCUUUCACAUGAUCUCCCCAUGUGCAUCCAUAUGUGAAGAGCCACUUGUUACUCACCACUGUAGACCUCAGCAUAGGAGGCUCUUAUCCCAAAAGACAGCUAUUUUUCUGUGUUCUUCUUCUUCCCCUUGACUAAGGGAAAGAUAUUGAAUGUGAGAGAGAGAGAGAGAGGAAGCAAACAAAAGAGGAGUACCAUGAUCUGCUAGUGCCACAUGCAAUGCUUUCAAGAACCCACUUCAUAUACAUCUCAGCGUGUGUAGCUGCCUUCUCUCCCUCCUGCCUUUUGUCUUUCAGUGUCGCAGCCAUGCAAGUCACAGAAGCAUUCAAGCAUGCUUUCCUCAAGCAAAUGCUGCUUGGCUUCCAGGCAUCUGCGGUGUCGACCAAUAGCAUGGGAAUCCAAGAGAGGAAGAACGCCAUCAAGCUCUCGGCCGACGUCGCCAUGGCCGUCGCCAGGGGCAGCAGGAAAUGGACUCGUGGUCUCAUCGCAGGCAUCUCCGAGGAGCAGCAGAACCGGUCCUUCCUUCAGCUUAUCCUGGGAGAGCAGUACGAGAGGAGGCUGAUGAAGCCAUGCUAUAGCUCGUGGAAGAUCCCAAGAUGCAGGAAGAUCGUGCGGAGGAGCCUUAGGGUUUUCUGUAGGAGGCAAAAGAAGAAGAAGAACCAAAGUGGUGUUCUUGCGAGGACGUUGGUGGAGAAGAGAACUCAACAGCUCAAAAGACUUGUGCCCGGGGGUGAGUCCAUGGAUGGGUUCUCCUUGUUGGAUGAAACCUUAGACUACGUGCUCUCUCUUCGAGCUCAGGUUGAUCUGAUGCAAAGCCUUCUCACGACCGUCGAAUCCUCAAAGCUCAGAUCUCACAGUAAACGCACGCUGCCUGAAAGAAAAGCUUCAUACGUUGGCAAAUGAGGUCGAUGUGGUUGGAGGCUGAAAGGCUGUGGGAAGGCCAAAGCUUAUACUGUAGUGGAAUGGGAAGAACAUGUUCUCUGGAGGAAGUACAUGAGAAGAAGGUGAUGCCUGUGUCAGCUUCCUUGUACUGUUCACUCUUCUAAGAGUGGUGAAGAUGGAAGGAGAUCUCAAUUGAACCCAUGAUCAUAUGCUUGCAUGGCUCUGUCGGUUUGUACUGCAGGAGGAGAGAGACAUUAAGGGAGUGAUGUUUCUUUCGCUUGUUAAUUAGUGUAAGUUGCUUAUAAUUAUAUCCAAGAACUCCUCAAAUUAAGCAUUCUUUUCUUAAGAUGCACA
Molecule: messenger RNA, 1455 nt
Organism: Musa acuminata AAA Group (dessert banana)
Lineage: Eukaryota; Viridiplantae; Streptophyta; Magnoliopsida; Zingiberales; Musaceae
Product: transcription factor IBH1-like 1
Exons: 2
Coding region: 439-1122 (227 amino acids)
Biological process (GO): regulation of DNA-templated transcription
Source: RefSeq, a predicted model, not a curated record